AUUUGAAUCGGUUAAUUUUUCCGUGUAUUCGAUGUUGUUGGUUUCUGUUUGAUGCAUAGAAGUCAUGGGAAAAAAAUUAGUUUGGUUUUAUUAUAAUAUGAAUUGAUGGAUGAGUAUCUAGGAGAAUCAACUUGAAAGCUGAGAUCUUGAUAUGGAAUGGUAUUACUUUAUUACAAUUUAAGGUAUUGUAUGCUUACUAAUAUUAUGCAUUUUUCUGGGAACAAAUUUCAAUUGUGCUGUUGUUGUUUAGACAUUGAGGAAUUAAGAACCAAAAAAGUGAUAUUGCAAUGCAUUUUUAUGUUAAUGGCAAUGGUGAACUUUUUGCUCUUUUGAUUGGUGAAGAUGGAUUACAAGCAGCGAGUCGGAGUUCAAUCCCUCGUUGAGCAGAUGGGAUCAGUAGACAAUAGGUCAAUGCUUGAUCUCGAUUAUGAGUGCCUCCUCUCCCCUGGAAAGGAUGCUCGAAAAAUACAAAUACCAUUUUCAGAUCAACAAUUACCACUUUCUGAUGGUUUCCCUAUUCGUUAUCAUAAAAUGAUAAGGAACCGUGUCUAUGGUAGCAUAAAGACCGUAGUUUUUUCUAAUAAACUUAACUUGCUCAUGCCUUUUGGGCCUCAAGCAAUCCUGGUUCACAAACUGACUGCCAAUAAUGCGUGGGUCUUCUUUCUAAGCUUACUGGGUAUAACACCUUUGGCAGAGCGUUUGGGUUAUGCGACUGAGCAAUUGGCUUUUUACACUGGACCUACCGUUGGUGGUCUUCUAAAUGCUACGUUUGGGAAUGCAACAGAACUGAUUAUUUCGAUAUAUGCACUGAAAAGUGGAAUGACACGUGUUGUUCAGCUGUCAUUGUUGGGCUCAAUUUUGUCAAACAUGCUUCUUGUUCUUGGGUGUGCGUUCUUCUGUGAUGGGCUCGUAUAUCAUAGAAAGGAACAAGUUUUUAACAAGGCCACAGGCGUUGUCAAUUCAGGACUGCUGCUGAUGGCAGUCAUGGGUUUACUAUUCCCGGCUGUCCUCCACUACACACACACUGAACGACAAGUCGGGAAGUCAGAGUUGGCUCUUUCAAGAUUUAGCAGUUGUAUUAUGCUUGUAGCGUAUGCUGCCUAUCUUUUUUUCCAGUUGAGAAGUCCAAAUGAUUUCUAUUCCCCUAUUGAUGAGGAAGGAAGUCACGAUGGGGAGGGCUCAGAUAAUGACGAGGAUGAAGCUCCGGAGAUCACCAAAUGGGAAUCUGUGAUUUGGCUUACAAUCUUGACUGCUUGGAUCUCCAUUCUAUCAGGCUAUUUGGUGGAUACAAUACAGGGGGCAUCUGAGGCAUGGGAUUUGUCAAUUGCAUUUAUCAGUGUUAUCUUGCUCCCCGUUAUUGGGAAUGCAGCAGAGCAUGCUAGUGCUAUUAUGUUUGCCAUGAAAGACAAGCUUGAUAUAACAUUGGGAGUGGCAAUAGGAUCAUCGACUCAAAUUUCUAUGUUUGGGAUUCCUUUUUGUGUGGUUAUAGGAUGGAUGAUGGGAAGGGAAAUGGACUUAAACUUUCACCUUUUCGAGACAGCAACUUUGUUCAUAACCGUUAUGGUUGUAGCCUUCUUUCUGCAGGAGGGAACGGCAAACUACUUCAAAGGACUAAUGCUCAUUCUUUGCUAUCUAAUAGUAGCUGCUAGUUUCUAUGCACACGAAGAUCCUACUACAACUAAUCAAAACAAGCAACCAAAAACGUGAACGAAACAAUUGAAUAUUAAGGGAUGGUUUCCGAAAGAACUUUUGUCCCACUUCAACACUGUAAAUAUUUUCGAUCACACAUACUCCAUUUUUUUCCAGCUGCUUAUGCUUGUGCAGUUUAUGUUAUCAAAAAGAACACUGGGGGUCUUUGCUCGUAUUGUCCUACUUGUGAUGCUAAACAUCCUGCCAAGAUGGCGAAAAAUCCAGGGAGACUGUAUAUAAUG
Molecule: messenger RNA, 1931 nt
Organism: Hibiscus syriacus
Lineage: Eukaryota; Viridiplantae; Streptophyta; Magnoliopsida; Malvales; Malvaceae
Product: vacuolar cation/proton exchanger 5-like
Exons: 12
Coding region: 343-1707 (454 amino acids)
Biological process (GO): calcium ion transmembrane transport; intracellular calcium ion homeostasis
Cellular component (GO): plant-type vacuole membrane
Molecular function (GO): calcium:proton antiporter activity
Source: RefSeq, a predicted model, not a curated record